UCCUCUGUUUUUCACUCAUUCUUUUCUAUGCUUCAAUCCUGUUACACAGUCUAGAGCAAGGUGUGUGUGUCUGUGUUGUUGCUGUUUUAGGUGAGUGGAGUGGAGUCCACCAAAUAAAUGAUGUUUUUUGAGAAUUUGCCUGAGGAUAUGUUAAGAGCUAUAUUCUCCCUUCUGCUAUUUGGCACAGCUCUGCAAGGGCUCGAGGCUUUAAAAGUGAUCCACUUUGAAGAAGAAGAGGUAGCAGUGGGCCAGAACAUCAGCCUACCGUGCAUCUUCAACGAUACAUUUGAUAUAAAAAUCAGCCAAAUCGAAUGGCUCAAGAAGCCAAGCUUAAAGCUGGUUGUUCACAAUGUGAAGAACGGACCCCACUAUUUCAGGAAUGUUUCGUUGCAAAUUGAGAUUGCCGAUAUUGAUGCACUCCAGGGCUCGUAUCUGCAGCUUUUCAACACGCAGGUAAAUGACAGCGGGACAUAUGUCUGUGAUCUCACAACAUAUCCAAACGGCUCCAUGAGCAGAGAAACACGGCUCGAAGUUAAAGACGCGGAAGUGACAUGUGAUAAGGACAGCACUCUGGAAGUGUCUGUUGGGGACGAUGUCACUGUUCAAUGUGAAGUACGUCUGUAUCCUACGGCACUCUACAAGUGGUUUAAAGAUGGAACCUUGGUGUCAGAGAAUAGCUCCCUGGAGGUUGUGGUGAUGGACGAGUCUCAAGCAGGAGUUUAUACACUGACGGUCUCCACUGGACACAAGACAAUGCAAAGGAGUUUUAACGUUACAGUACUCACACCGACCGAAAGCCCAAGCACAGAGUGGACUACUAUUCUUUCCCAGAAUACAAAUCAUUCAAGUACCGGCGUGGUGUACGUGCCAACCACCGGGCCUGUUGAGGCGUCCUCCACAUUAGAAACCCGCCAAAACGUCUCCAGCUCAGUCCCUACUACUCAAGCCACGACGGAAAACACUUACACCACCGCAGAGUCCCGCAACGAAUCCUUUACCGUGCGGCCGAUCAGCAGCUCCUCAGCGACGACGUUGGGUUCAGAAACCCACCGGGGGUCCACUGAAAGGGCGGGCAAUGUCACGGAGGAGCGCGUCCCAGGGGAUGUGGAUCAGCAACACACAGCCACGUUGACCACAGUAGAGAUUGAGACCGACAUCCCGGACGGCCUGACGAGGACAACCGCGAACCUCUCCUCUUCCCGCCUGACAACCGAAGAGACGGUGGUUAUCGUGAAGACAUCAGGCUCUACGUCUAGUUAUGGGUGGCUGGCCAUCGUUCUGUGUCUGGUCUUGUUUGUCGUGUUCACAGUUCUCUACAGGAGACACAUCGUCCAAAAGAGGCUGGACCUUCCACCUCCGUUCAAACCCCCGCCUCCUCCAUUGAAGUACACCUCACUCAAGCCACAGCAGAUUCCAAUGAACAGCAGCUGCACGUGGGAGGGAGAGCUUGGGGGACAGUGAUGACUUCAUUUUUCCGUGCUCCCGCAUGUAAAGGGAUAGUUGGUCUGUUGCAUAGAAAUAUGAACAUAUUAUACCCAGACUCAUUCCACACAUAGUUUGUUUCGCAAGAGCAACAUUGUGUGUGCGUGUGUGUGUGUUUGUGAGUGUGUGUCUGCAUGUGUGUGUGUGUGUGUGUGUGUGUGUGUGCGUGUGUGUGUGCGUGUGCGUGUGCGUAUGUGCCAAUGUUUGUGUGUGUACAUAGAGCAUGCACAUGACGAUGAGUGAAAGGUUAAAGCUGAUUGGUGCUCUGUUUAGUUCCCACGGCAUUGUGUGCUUUAACAACGUGUGUUUCAAUGUUGUGCUUCAUCUUGUUACCAUAUAUAGAUGUGCUGUGCUCCAUGUCAUAUCUUCUUUCCAUCUGCUUAAUAUGAUCAAACAACAUCCGUGCACAGGUGUGCAGGCCUCUUUCUCUUUUUUUAAGAACCUCAACUUCCUGCUUUGUCUUUUUUCCAUUUCGAUUUUGCAGAGUGACUGCAUGCCGGCAAUAAGGAUAUCUAGAUGAGAAAUUAUUGUAAAUGGUCCACAUCGAUAGACUUGCACCACAUGAAGCACAAACCACUUGUGUAGGCUGACCGGUUAGGUGUUCGAUGUAAUAAAUGAAUGUACAGGAAAUGCUAUUUUCUUACUAUGCUUUUAGAUACCGAAAUUUGAUCUGGAUUAUAUUUUAUCUUAUCCAAUUAUAUAUAUGAAUAUACAUAUAAUUAUACACAUUUGUAUCAUCUUAACGUAUAAAAAUAUCCAUAUAUUAUGCAUAUGUAUAUAUAUAAAUAAAAAAUGCUCAUUAUUAAUAUGAUAAUUUGAUAUUAUUAUCAGAUAUCGUUAUUAUCAGAUAUCAGAUAUCAGUUGUGUGCUUAUUUCUGA
Gadus chalcogrammus (walleye pollock) is the source of this 2361-nucleotide messenger RNA. Its product is annotated as T-cell surface protein tactile. The record is from RefSeq and is a predicted model, not a curated record. The transcript is spliced from 7 exons. Gene Ontology annotation, biological process: inflammatory response; cell-matrix adhesion. Lineage: Eukaryota; Metazoa; Chordata; Actinopteri; Gadiformes; Gadidae. The coding region runs from base 118 to 1461 and encodes 447 amino acids.